This is a messenger RNA of Nicotiana tabacum (common tobacco), 576 nucleotides long. RefSeq lists its product as uncharacterized. The record is from RefSeq and is a predicted model, not a curated record. NCBI's taxonomy places the organism in Eukaryota, Viridiplantae, Streptophyta, Magnoliopsida, Solanales, Solanaceae.
AUGGAAAAGGUUAAGAUCAUUAAGGAGCUGUUGAAAACAGCUAAGAUUCAUCAAAAGUCCUAUUCAAAUGUUUGUCACAAAGAUUUGGAGUUCAAAGAAGAUGAUUGGGUAUUCAUGAAGGUUUCCCUCAUGAAGGUUAUAAUGCGGGUUGGAAGGAAAGGGAAAUUAAGUCCGAGGUAUGUUGGGCCACGAAAAAUCAUGCAGAGGAUUGGUCAGGUGGCUUACAAGCUUGAGCUACCACCGGAGAUGUCAUUAGUGAAACCGGUAUUUCAUGUGUCUAUGUUGAAGAAAGUAAUUAGGGAUCUGUCGCUUAUUGUGACAGUUGUGACUAUCGAGGUUAAGGAUGAACUGUCAUAUAAAGAAAUUCCAGUUGCUAUUCUUGAUAGGUGGAGCUUCUACGGCACAUUAUGCGACCACAGAAUAGUUUUGCGGACUGCAGACUGGUCAGAGACUGAAGUAAGAAAUAUUAGUUUUGGAGGGCCAAUUAUGCAGCCCACUUUGCGGACCGCAGAAGUAUUAUGGAGUCGAUAUGCGACCGCAGAUCCUAUUUUGGGGCUUCACUUUGGUAUUUUAUAA